AUGGCCGAGAGCAACUCACCAUUUGGUCCCAUCCCGGACGGAGACGACGACUUCGUCAACACUCUGGAAGGUCUACUCCGACGUCUGCGGGAGAGGGCACGUCGCAAGAAGGUACUUAUGUUCAGCUUGACGCCAUCCGAGAGACUGAGUAACGCGUUGAGCCAGUCCUCGGACCUGACGUCGACGUUGGAAAACGUCCAUAACCUGAAUCUCCAGGAAGGUCCACCUAUCCACGCAAAGGAAACUAACAUCCCGCCGUCGACUGAGGGUGGUGUUGGGCGUUUGUGGACUGAGGACUUCCUGUUCGAGCAUCUCGAGUUCUUGCACGCGCACAGUCCGAUAGCCAAUGACGCUGCGUCCAGUGGUAUCGUCAACGCCUUCGUGUAUCUGGCUCUGGAUAUCGUCAACACGCGUACGGAUUGGUCGACUGGCGUCGCCGAGUCCGACGCGAAGAUGACCGAGGCCCGGGUGGUACCUACCACACUUACCACCUCUCAGAUGCCAUAG
This is a messenger RNA of Coprinopsis cinerea okayama7#130, 507 nucleotides long. RefSeq lists its product as hypothetical. Lineage: Eukaryota; Fungi; Basidiomycota; Agaricomycetes; Agaricales; Psathyrellaceae. The transcript is spliced from 2 exons. The record is from RefSeq and is a predicted model, not a curated record. Bases 1 to 507 code for a protein of 168 amino acids.